Armigeres subalbatus is the source of this 6146-nucleotide messenger RNA. RefSeq lists its product as uncharacterized. Bases 360 to 5519 code for a protein of 1719 amino acids. Gene Ontology annotation, cellular component: plasma membrane. The record is from RefSeq and is a predicted model, not a curated record. Gene Ontology annotation, molecular function: NMDA glutamate receptor activity. The transcript has 17 exons. Gene Ontology annotation, biological process: ionotropic glutamate receptor signaling pathway. Lineage: Eukaryota; Metazoa; Arthropoda; Insecta; Diptera; Culicidae.
GGCUACGAUCAAAAGGAUAGAAGUGUAGUGCCAUGAAAGGACAACAGAGAACAUAAUUUUCCAGGGUCACCAAAACUUUUAACUCGCAAAAAUAUUAUAAAUGAUUGUGAUUUCUGUCUCUAAACAAAAAAGUGUUUUUAAUCAACGUGCAUAAUAAUAAGUGAGAUAAUGAAAAUCAUUUAAAAAACAAACACCAUUUGAUGCUUGUGCAUCUCUUUGAAAUACUUCGUGUUCAUUAGUACACAUAUUUACUAAAGUACUAAUGUCAAGUGGCCUAUAAUUGGAUGAUAAACUUGUUAAAAAUGUUUCUACGUGGCAGAAGCGCUGAUUUCCAUGACAUUUAAUUCUGUUUCUGAAAAAUGAUACUACUAUCAUUACUAUGUGCAAUAUUUAUUUUGUUUGCUGAUAAAGUAUCGCAACAUUUUGUAAUUGGCAGUGAGUUUAAAUCAGAUUUUGUUGAUGUCGCCGAUAUCAGAGAGUUGGGUCCGAAAAUGGAAGCUUUGUUGGGACAAUCUCCAGUUGACAACAAGCAGCCAGUGUUCCCAGAGCGACCAGAUGCCGUUUACUUUGUCGUAGCAUUACACGGUGGAGCAAAACUAUGGGGACGCACUUUGGCGAGAACGUUACUUGAUCUUGGAGCUCCCUUUUCAAAUCCACAAGGCCCCCCUUUGAGACCAAUAAUCAUCGAUUUACCAGCGAAUGGAAGGUAUACUUCCAAGGUUCUAACAACACUAUGUGAUGUUAUUGAUGGUGUUCCACUUGCCGGCAUGAUAGUCGUUGGAGAUGGGCAAGCGGCGAAAAUGAUUGCUUUGGCUGGCAGCUCUAUGAAAAUACCUGUUUUGUGGGCUAAAGGAGGAAUUGCAUCACUCCAGGGAACGUCAAAUGAGCUUAUGUCAAAAUCGCAAGCAAUUCUACAACCCUCAGCACGAGAAAUUUUAGAAGCAUUGAGGUCAUUGCUCUUACAGACUCAUUGGUAUUCAUUCUACAUAUUGUCAGAUUUGAAAACAACAAUUAUAUUGGAAGGCGCAGAAGGAAAUGCACUGAAAAGAAAACCAUUACUUCCUAAAAUUCUUCAGUUGCCAACUAAUAACGAUCUAAUUUAUAGGCAACUUGAGAAAGUUUCGCAAUCUACCAGAGGUGUCGUAAUCUUGUUGUGUGAAUUGACAGAAGCCCGACGUAUUCUAGCCGAAGCUCAGAGAAUGCGAAUGCUCAACGGACAUUUCAUUUGGCUAUGGGCGGAUACAACUACGUCCACGGAGUUUUACGACCAGGUACAAACACCGCUUGGUGUAUUUGGAAACGAGGUAGAGGAGGAUAUAUCUGGGCAGUUAAAUAAUCCGUUCCAUUCUGUUAAAACAGAACUCGAAGAUGAUUUUUAUGAUUCUACAGACAUAAUCCAACAAUCACAUAUUGCUGAUCUUGUAGAAAGAAAAUUGGAUUUUGAGUUUUACGAUCCAAAACACAGAAAAAAUCGCACCAAAGCUAAUAACACGAACCGGUCCCACCAUGCUGUUGAUCUUCAGAGAAAUAUUUUAAGUUUUAAGAAUUUUAUUGGCAACAAUAAGAAGAGUGAUAAGUCUAAACGCAACGUUGAUAGUCUAGAGGAUCUAUAUAGCGAAAAUGUUAAUUCAACUUUCUCUAGUCAGUACCCCAGAAGUGGAAACCUAAACGAACUCUUACGUACAAAUAAUUUAGAGCAGAGAAACUAUCUCAAUCAAUCUAAUGGUGCUAACUACAGAUUAAUAAUUGAUUCACAAGCCAGGAAUCAAGGCCAAAAGAACAGUGUUCAAAUGAGUCGUAGUGAUCUAGAUAUUUUAUUUGGUAAUGAAGAGUAUCUAGCGGAUCUGAAGAUCAAACGAGCCAACAGUUUUCUAAAGCAUUAUAACGUAUCAUCGCAUGUAUUGUUUCACCACUUCCAAGACUUUCCAGUAGGCCUGCUGGCGCUGAGACCAGUGACAAUGAAGGUCGAUCGUCACUUUAUUCGAUCUGCUGUACGUCUUUUUGCAUCAACUUGGGCUAAAGUGGAACAAGAAGGGGAUAGUGGCCGAAAGCCAAUGCGAAACCAAGAUAAACAAUCGCCAAGUAAAACAAACCAGCGAAACAAUAAAUCUCCAAAGUACAAGCGCUCAGUGAUGAGCCAUGUGGAUCAAAUUAAUGUUGUUGAUACGUCUAGUAAAACUCAACAAGCCGUAGAAAACAAAGUUAACAAUAGUAGUAUCAGAAAUUAUAAUAGAAUCAAUGUCACUGAAUCAAAUACCUAUUACAAUUCUAAGGAACGAAAAACCGUGGAUGGCCAUAGAGUUACUGUUCAGAUCAAUAAAGGUGAAGCUUAUAAUACCACCUAUGAAAAUGCAAGUGAAAGCAAUACUACAGAUAGGAGCAAUACGAAAUCAGUUAUGAAACCAAAGCAAAAAAGACAACAAACUUGGUGGACCUCUAAAGCACACCCUGAUCGAGCACGAAGUAAUGAUCAUAUGAGAGGUGGGGCACCGCAAUAUCGUAAUGGCUGUUACGGAAUGGCUAGUCGAGGUGAGCUUAAAAAGGCUGAACUAUUCACAAGACACCUACAAGAUGGCGCAACUAGGGGCCUUAGUGGUCAAACGAUAAUGGGUGGCUUGGUGGAGAAAUCAUUAAUAACACAUUUUGAAGUUCUAAAUCUAGUUCCUGUCACAAAACGACCAAUUAUAAAACACGAUUCUCGCCAGGAAUCGUUCAGUAGCCGUAUUGUGAAUACUAGCUCGACAAAAUGGCGAAGAGUUGGUUUUAUAUCGGGACGAAAUGUGCAUUUAGACACUAUUGUAUGGCCUAGUGGUGAUAUCGUGGUCACAGGGUUAUUAUCUAAAGCACGCUCAGUAUUUCGCGUGGUUGUGGCCGUGGCACCUCCUUUCGUAAUGGAAACAGAGCUUACCGAUCAAGAACAAUGUCUGCGUGGGAUUUUAUGCUACAAAGUAUACAUAACGGGGAGGCAAAAUCUUACUCAAAUGUUCAACAAGAUUGAAAUUCAGAGAAGACGUAAAGAUCUAGGCGAAGAAGCUGAAACCGAUGAUAAAAAAUAUGAGAAACGCAUAUAUAGCGUAAGAUGCUGUUAUGGAUUGUCCAUGGACUUGUUACAAAAAGUUGCUUUAGAUCUAGGUUUUGGAUUCGACCUUUAUAUUGUCCAUGAUGGAUUAUUUGGACGCAAAAAUACUAUGAAGAAUGGAUACCAAACUACAACGCCGAGAAGGGAUGUACCUAGAAGGGUGGAAUUAUCUAAAUUUGAUGCUCAAUCUGGUAGAAGUCUUAAGCGUGGCUCAAAAUUAUCGCAAAUUCUAGAAAUGAGUUUAAAUCCACCAGAGGUUAUCACGGAUCCCCCCAUACGGAUUGCACCACCCUCAAAGAUACUUAAAGUUCAGUGGAAUGGAAUUAUUGGGGAUCUUGUUACCGGAAGUGCUGACAUAACAUUUGCUCCUCUAAGUGUUUCGAGAGAGCGCGCUCAAGUUAUCGAUUUCAGUAUUCCUUUUUUCCAUGGCGGCGUAUCAUUACUAGCUGCACCUCAGACAAAUCCUGAUGUACCACUACUGGCAUUUCUGUUACCUUUUUCUCCAGAGCUUUGGAUAGCCAUCUUCACUUCUCUGAAUGUAACGGCUAUUGCUGUUGCCAUCUAUGAAUGGUUAAGUCCAUUUGGGCUGAACCCCUGGGGCAGGCAGAGAAGUAAAAACUUUAGUAUGUCAUCAGCACUUUGGGUGAUGUGGGGGCUUCUAUGUGGACAUCUGGUGGCAUUUAAAGCUCCAAAGUCUUGGCCAAAUAAAUUUCUCAUCAACGUAUGGGGCGGCUUUAGCGUUAUUUUUGUGGCAUCGUACACCGCCAAUAUUGCAGCUUUGAUAGCUGGUCUAUUCUUUCAUAACGAAGCGGGAAGCUAUAGCGGACCGCUAUUAAAACAACGUAUCGGAGCCCCUGUUGCUACCGCAACUGAGUACUACGUACAACAGAAUGACAAAAUUCUAUGGGAGCACAUGAAAAAAUACCAGCUUAAAGACAUCCAAGAAGGAAUCGAAAGGCUGAAAAAUGGAACGAUUGAUUUGUUAAUGGCUGAUUCUCCAAUAUUAGAUUAUUAUCAAGCAACAGACCAAGGAUGUUCGUUUCAAAAAGUUGGCGAUACUUAUGUUGAUGAUUCAUAUGCAAUAGGCAUGACGAAGGGGUUUCCGUUGAAGGAAACCAUUUCAGCGCUUAUAUCAAAGUACUCAAGCGAUGGAUACUUGGACAUUCUAACAGCAAAAUGGUACGGAAGCUUGGCCUGUUUCAAGCUGGAUCGAGAAAUCGGUCAACCGAAACCCCUAGGAGUGGCGGCUGUGGCCGGAGUAUUCCUGUUACUCGGACUAGGGAUGAUCCUUGGACUUCUGAUCUUAAUUUUCGAGCAUUUAUUUUACAAAUAUACACUGCCUAUAUUGCGGCAUCAACCGAAGAAUACUGUAUGGAGAAGUAGAAACAUCAUGUUCUUUAGUCAAAAGCUGUACCGCUUCAUAAAUUGUGUGGAGUUAGUAUCGCCUCACCACGCCGCCAAAGAAUUAGUGCACACGAUACGACAAGGUCAAAUAACUAGUUUAUUCCAGAAGAGCAUUAAACGGAAGGAGGAUGAACAAAGGAGACGACGCAAAAGCAAAGCACAAUUCUUUGAUAUGAUUCAGGAAAUUAGAAGGAAUAUGUACUUAAGCAAGGUGCAGCAGCAUGAGCAAGAUACAUCACAACAGACACUUACUAAGGAAACUAUACCAGAAGCAUCCCCAGCCAAAUCUAUCACUCCAGCCAAAAAACCAAAAUUUAGUCCUAAGAUGAGCAUAUUCGGAUUGGGACGACAUAACUCAAAUCCAUCGCAGCUCAAUGUAAGACGUUUUAGUACUGACAGUAUAUUAAGCGAAAGAUUGGACACAAUUGGGAGACGUUUAAGCAGAGACAUAACCAAUUCGCCUCCCGAUCUUGCACACAGAUUCGAGACAUUUGGAAAGAUGAAAGAUGGUGAUGGUAAAUACGAUACAUAUUCUGGAAAGCAAGCGAAGGAAACAACGGCAUCUAACAAAUAUGAUACGUUCAGCGGAAAAAUUGAAAGCACCCAAUUGGAGGAAAAAGCACCUGAAUUACCAAUUAAAAAAGGAAAACAAAAUAGAAGAACGCCACUCAAUCCAGAGCUGUACGUUAAAAAUAAAAAAUAUUCCAGAGACGAUAGUCGCAAAUUAAUUCCAAUAAGUGAGAGGGUUGCUCACGGCCUUGCUCCCCCAUUUAUAGAAUCCGAUACCAGUAGUGCUCUUUUGCGGGACAAAUUACAUGAGGAGUUACGCGAAAAGUAUGCCUCUCAUGGAUUUAAUCAAAGUAUAUUGAAACCAUUCAAUCAAAAUGGAGACACGAAAUCGACGAUAGAUGCAACGGACGAAAGUAACAGACAAGGCAAAGUACCUCGAUGUAAGACGAAAAGUAACAAACAUGCGAGGAGACGCCUAACGGAUGGUUGUACAUCGGAAGUAACUCAAAGUGCUAAAUUAAUGUAAUUUUACAAUUUUCAUCGGGUAGAAAUGGGUAGAAUGUAUAGGGGCGAUGAUAUAAUAAUUUUGGAUAAACUAUGAAUUCAAAAUUAUGGUGACCAGAACAUACGAAUUGGGAACAUCGUAACGUUAUGUCUACCACCCCAAAUGAAACAGUUUAAAUUGUGUAUUGAAAGUAUGAUUUCACAUUCAUUCACUGAAAUUGAGAGGCAAUUACAAAAAUGAAAUAACGGAUUUAUAUUUUUAUUUGUUCAGAUAUGUUUUAACUUUCACAGAGAUUUUUUUGCAAGGAUUAAGGGCCGAUGUCCACGUAGCGGUUUUUUACGCAGCGUUCACGCCGCGUUUACGCAGGGUACCCAGCAUCAAAUGGAGUAAUGCACACGUAAACGUGUGCACGACUACAUUUGAUGCUGGGUACCUUGCGUGGACGCGGCGUGCAUGCAGCUUGAAAAAACGCUACGUGGGCAUCGGCCCUAAAAGUCGCAAGAAUGUGGUUGAUCAUUCAGUCAAAGUUUGACUCAUUUGCUUAUUGGUGAUUUUGGAAAAUGAAUUUUGAAACGGAUUGUAUUGCAGACUUGUAGUAUUGUAUCUUUCCUUCCACCUUUUUUCAGUUCGUUGUUUGUAUUUCACUAG